AAUUAUUCUCCCCCCAUGUCCAGCCAUGAGGCCAUGACUGACCUGAUAGGUCUGAUGUCCAGUCUGGUGGACACAAAGGGAAACAUCAAGGUGCCAGGUAUCAACGAGAUGGUCGCCCCGGUAACAGAUGAGGAGUUGGCAUCAUACGACCCCAUCGAUUUUGACUUGGAGACGUACAGGGCAGACCUUGGACACAAACGUCUCCUGCACGACACCAAGGCAAAGAUCCUCAUGCACCGCUGGAGGUUCCCCACCCUCUCCCUGCAUGGUAUUGAGGGUUCGUUUGACGGUGCUGGUGCCAAGACUGUGAUCCCACGGAAGGUGAUUGGGAAGUUCUCCCUGCGCCUGGUGCCAGACAUGCUGCCUGACCAGGUGGAGAAGUGUGUAGUGGACUACAUCAACAAGCUGCACAAGGACAGCGGCAGCCCUAACCAGAUCAGUGUCACCAUGGGGCAUGGGGGUAAGCCGUGGGUGAGUGACUUCAACCAUCCUCACUACAUCGCUGGGCGCAAGGCAACCAAGACUGUUUGGAACUGUGAGCCUGACUUGACUCGCGAGGGUGGGAGUAUCCCUGUGACCUUGACCUUCCAAGAGGUCACUGGCAAGAACGUUAUGCUUCUGCCCAUGGGUGCCUGUGACGACGGCGCACACUCCCAAAACGAGAAAUUUGAUCGGAAGAACUACAUCCAAGGGACCAAACUGCUGGCUGCCUACCUCCACGAGGUGGCCCAGCUGGAGUGAGGACCAAAGACUGUCCAGGCCACAAAACAACAUUUCCACUACAACAGUCAAACACAACUGGGUGAACUACAACAGAAACAUGACCAAGCAGCUCUGCUUUC
Molecule: messenger RNA, 842 nt
Organism: Branchiostoma floridae (Florida lancelet)
Lineage: Eukaryota; Metazoa; Chordata; Leptocardii; Amphioxiformes; Branchiostomatidae
Product: cytosolic non-specific dipeptidase-like
Exons: 6
Coding region: 16-741 (241 amino acids)
Biological process (GO): proteolysis
Cellular component (GO): cytosol
Molecular function (GO): dipeptidase activity
Source: RefSeq, a predicted model, not a curated record